This is a messenger RNA of Fraxinus pennsylvanica, 1047 nucleotides long. Lineage: Eukaryota; Viridiplantae; Streptophyta; Magnoliopsida; Lamiales; Oleaceae. The record is from the annotation of a GenBank genome assembly.
AUGGCUGAACAAAGUGUUCAAGAGCUUGUUAAAAACCCUAUUCAUGAAAUUCCCAAAAGAUACAUUGUGAAUGAAGAAACCUCAAUUUCAUUGGAGGAUAAUUCCUUUGCUGUAAUCCCCACCAUUGACAUGCAAAAUUUUGUUUCUUCUGGACCAAGCAAAGGUUUCGAGCUCGAAAAGUUGCACUCAGCAUGCAAAGAAUGGGGCAUAUUUCAGUUGGUAAACCAUGGAGUAGAUUCUUCAUUGGUGGAGAAGUUGAAGUAUGAGAUUCAAGAAUUUUAUAAGCUUCCUUUGGAAGAGAGAUUAAAAUACACGGUAAAAGAAGGAGAUUUUGAAGGUUAUGGGCAAACAAUUAUUCAUUCUGAAGAUCAAAAAGUUGACUGGGCAGACAGAUUUUACAUGAUUGUCAACCCUAUCAACAGAAGGAAACCUCACCUUAUGCCGGAGCUUCCUUCAUCACUCAGGGAAACCUUGGAGGAUUACAUGUCCAAUCUGCAAAAACUUUCCAUGAAUCUAUUGGUUUUACUGGCGGAAGCCCUAAAUAUUGAAAGAUCAGAAGUAGAAGAGAUGUUUGACGACGGAAUGCAAGCGGUGAGGAUAACUUACUAUCCGCCAUGUCCAAGGCCGGAGAAAGUUGUCGGGCUGACCCCGCACUCUGACGGCAGUGGCAUCACAAUUCUACUGCAAAUUAAUGGAGUUGAAGGGCUCCAAAUCAAGAAAGAUGGGGUUUGGAAGCCGGUAAAGUUCCUCCCAGAUGCCUUUGUUGUUAACUUGGGAGACAUUCUAGAGAUACUGAGCAAUGGGUUGUACAGUAGCAUUGAGCACAGGGCUACAGUGAAUGAAGUUAAAGAGAGGAUUUCCAUGGCUAUGUUCUUCAACACUAAAUACGAAGCAGAAGUGGGGCCCUCGCCUUCCCUAAUUACAACUCAUCAGCCGCCACUCUAUAAAAGAAUGAAAAUGGAGACUUAUGUCAAAGAGUUUUUCUCUCGAAAGCUCAAUGGGAAGUCAUUUCUCGAGUACAUGAAAAUACAACAAAAUCAAAUAUGA